AUGGCGCCGUGCCGGAGAAUCGGGACCGUAAACACCACUGAGUUGUUGAACCGGAGGAGUAGAGGCAUCAGGGAUGCUGGGAGUCUGAUCAGGCAGAACAUGAAGGUCCUCAGAAAUAUCGUCCUCCAGGACAACAGGAACUUCAGGAAAGUAUGGAGCAAGACCUCAAAAUCAACAAUCUCGUAUGAGAAUGGUAAAAUCUACUUUGAGAAUUACCAGAACUGCUACAGUUGUGUUCAUGCAGAGCCUCAAAUUUUGUACAAGCUGCCUAAGAGGUCUAAAUUGGAGAAAUUUGAAGAUGCCUUGCUGUGCCAGAGCCCACUUGACAAAACAUUGGCCUCUCCUUCUGAUCAUAAACCCAGCCUCUUGGCUUUGACAGCCAGUAACUGGCUGUAUCGCCUUUCAGCUGAAACAGGAGAAGAGCUGCAACGGGUUUACCUGUCUUCAAACCAUAAGUUCAGGUAUCUUGGCUGGGAGGUUUCUCAACAGACACUUAACGUUAAAUCUGUUCAAAACAAAGAAACACCUUUAGCCCGACAGGCAGGUAUCACUCAGAAUACAGUGAUGCACUUGGCUAUCUUUCAUGUUUUCCCCUUGCAAAUUGUGGGCACUGUGGAGAUCAACAAAAAGGUGUUUGGAAAUGGUGUCACUGAUGUUGUUCUGUCUCAAGGUGUCCUCGCCGUGUCUUACAGCAACAAGUCUGUGAAGCUGUACAGCUUUGAGCACAUUAUGCAUCGGUACAUGACUGAGAAGUUAAUGCUUGGAGCGCAGAGUUCUCUGCUUGGAGGUAAAACAGUGGGUGAAGCUCCGUUUGGUAUCCCAGUAAAUAUCCAGAUCACAGAUUGCCCUCCUGUGCUUUUCGAGGUCUCCUGCUCUAAUAAUGGUGUCCAGAUUGGAGGCUACCCAUGGCACUAUAUCUACACACCGCCUCAUAAAAAUCACAAGGGGACUCACCACAUCUGUUCACUCAAGGACAACACUAUGGCAACAAAUGGAAUACAAAACAUGAACUGCUGCUCUCUGGAGAGUGAUGGGAUCUUCUUCCACCCCGACGACUCAGGAAGAAUCAUCCACGUUGGACCUACCACCAUAAAUGUCCUUAAAAUCCUUGGUGAGCUGAACAGUGGUUUGCCAUCAAAGGUUGUUGGGGAUUUCUCUAUGAUGACCCAUCGAAACAACAAUCCUACCUCACAAGUCACUGUCACCUCAUCGGGACGCACAGUGAAGAGGAGAGUUCAUCAGCUGGAUGAUGACCCAGAUCAAGAGACUUUCCGAAUGGUGGAAUACGAGGAUGAGCUUGAUCUUUUGGCAGUAGUGGUAACUAACGGUGAGGAGGGAGAAGGGAGAGCUCACAUCCGACUGCAUGACAACCAGAGUGGGCGGUUACAGCGGACAAUUGAUCUGGUUGAACCUUGGGAUGAGACUUACCGGCAUGAGUUGUUCUUUGACAAAGACACACUUGUUCAUAUUGAACAAAAGAACACCAACUUCUGCUGCCAUGUUUACAAACUCAAGGACACCAGAAAAUAAUUGGUGCAAUUAAAGCUGCUGGAAAUCAUUUAAUACUUCAUUUCAAAAUUUUCUGGAUAUUUGUUUCAUACUUUGUUUUUUGUACAGUUUUUCUGUCAAACUCGCAAUGCUUUUUUCACCCUCUGGAUCAGUGUGUCAUUAUUUCUCUUGUGUAAAUUAUACUUGAUAAUCAAGUUGGUCAUCUAAAUCGCUGUAUUACUGUUUAGCAUUUUCUGUCUCUCACCUGUGAACAUUUUUAUACUGUUUCUCUAAAAUUAAAAUGAGAUAUUUUUGCAACUUUCUCUGAAUUUCUGCCUCAUUCUGUCUUUCUGUCAUGCUUAUCCAAAUAUUAAUAUUUUUUUAAGUUACUUUGAUGUAAUAUGAAGUCCACUUGCUUUCACCUACAGAACAAUUGUGUUCUUAUAUUCCACACAUUAAGAAGGUGAAACCUGGCUAUUCAUUUGAAAUUUGCAGGUUUCGUACCAAGUUACAGUUGUACUCGACUACAGCUUGUUAAAGACCCUGAAAACAAAUUUCUCAAUCAGGCUCUUACUGUGAGUGGUGGCAUCCUUCAUGAAGACACAGGUCUCUGCCAAAGUGUUGUUUUAUAUGACAGAAUUUUGUCUGUGCUGUUUUCUGUGCUCCUCUCACUGGUCUGAAAUGGGCGGGGUAGUUCAGGAAUAUGUGAGUCAGAAACUGAUGACAGUUGUGUGGUUGUUUCCUUUUGUUACCAGUCUGCUGUUAAUAAAGUAUGAUGAAACCAAGCCCACACAGUCGUGACGAAGCAGGGGUCUGUUUUACAAAAAAAAGAUUUGCUGG
Toxotes jaculatrix (banded archerfish) is the source of this 2328-nucleotide messenger RNA. RefSeq names its product ddb1 and cul4 associated factor 17 (gene dcaf17). NCBI's taxonomy places the organism in Eukaryota, Metazoa, Chordata, Actinopteri, Toxotidae. The transcript is spliced from 14 exons. The record is from RefSeq and is a predicted model, not a curated record. Gene Ontology annotation, biological process: protein ubiquitination. Bases 1 to 1530 code for a protein of 509 amino acids. Gene Ontology annotation, cellular component: Cul4-RING E3 ubiquitin ligase complex.